Molecule: messenger RNA, 10252 nt
Organism: Homarus americanus (American lobster)
Lineage: Eukaryota; Metazoa; Arthropoda; Malacostraca; Decapoda; Nephropidae
Gene: Rab39
Product: ras-related protein Rab-39B-like
Exons: 5
Coding region: 99-746 (215 amino acids)
Cellular component (GO): Golgi membrane
Molecular function (GO): GTP binding; GTPase activity
Source: RefSeq, a predicted model, not a curated record
UGAGGAGUAAAAACAAACCAAAGUCAAGAGAAAUUUCGACACCCAUUUACGUGUUAUAUUAGUGUAAAUUUACGUAUAUUACUCAAACUUAAUCAGUCAUGGUUGAACCAAUCUUUGACUAUCAGUUCCGAUUAAUACUAAUAGGAGAUUCAACUGUGGGGAAGAGUUCUUUGUUAAAAUAUUUCACAGACGGCAAGUUCUUUGAGAUAUCUGACCCCACUGUUGGCGUUGACUUCUUUGCUCGACUUAUUGAAGUGAGAGACGGCACAAGAAUAAAAUUGCAAUUAUGGGACACAGCUGGCCAAGAGAGAUUUAGGUCCAUCACACGUACUUAUUAUCGAAAUUCUGUGGGAGCAUUAGUAGUGUUUGAUGUAUGCAACAAAAAAUCUCUGGAGCACGUUCCCAUGUGGAUUAUGGAAGCCAAGCGACACAUCGAACCUCACAAAUCUGUAUUUAUCCUCGUUGGUACAAAGAUUGAUAUGGAGGAUGAACGUGAGGUGAGAAAAGAGGACGCUAUGUCUUUAGCAAAGUUCUAUAACAUCAGCUACGUUGAAACAAGCUCAAUGAAAGGAAUCAAUGUGGAAGAGGCAUUCAGAACUAUCACACAAGAAGUGUAUGAUAAGAUACAGUCUGGAGAGUUCAAAAUUGAGGAUGGCUGGGACGGCAUCAAGACGGGGUUCUCUCGACCUAGCCCUUCCUACAGCUUAAUGGAAGCCGAAGCAGAAAAGUCUGGAUUUUGUUGCUAGAAAGCUACAAAAUACUGUGUGUUGGAAGCUUCUUUAGAAAAUAUAUUUAAUUUAUUUAAGGUGAUUGUAUUUUCCAAGGAAGCAGAAUUCAUUCAUUUCACAACAAUAAAAAAAACAAGUCACUGUGAAGACAUUCUUACUCAGUGAAACAGUGAAGCUUUGCAAGCUCAUUUGCAAGUAAACCAAAGGUUUUACCCUAGUCCCAUCCACCUAUGUUACAAAUGUGUUACUGUGAAUAUUUUAACAACUGUUUGGUCAAGGGCUGUAGCAAUGGCUGUACUGUAUAAGAGUUGUAUCACAAGUUAAUCCCAGAUUUGUUUGCAGAAUUUUUUUUAUUUUCAAUAUUCAUAAUGUUCCAGAAUUGAGAACUUGGGAUUUGUCGUCCAGAAUGAUUUGGAAUAGGAGCAACUACAUACUAUAAGUCUGUGUGUGACUGCAGUCAUUCUCUUGUUGACUCUUUGAGACUGAUGUUCAGUACUUUCAAGAUUUUAUUCAAUGAGAAUUAGGUUUACAGCUGUGAUAAGGCCAGUAUAAGAACUUUGUUAUUAUUUUGUCUGUUGUGUGUACAUGUGCAUACCCAUAUCUACACAGAAACAUGAACACAUACAUAUACACUCUUUCUCUCUCACUCUGAAAUACACAAAGAAUGCUAUAGUGUAUAUACAAACACACACUCACUUGUAAUAAUCUAUGUAUGUGUUUGUGUCCUUUCCUUUAUGCCAUUUUCUAUAAUGUAUAGAUAAAAAUUAAAUGUACAUACUGUACACAUACAUACAUACAUACAUACAUGAAUAUAUACAGUACCUGUAAUGGGGGUCUUAUCUCCCAGCAGCAAAAAAUGGUAAAUCAACAUUCUAGUACAAUAAUUUGUGCGUUUUAUCAUACAAGGCAGGGUGUUACAACAUGAUUUCUUGCCGGGAAUACUGUAUGUUUAUAUGAUACGGAUCAUAUUUCUGUGUGUUUGUGUAUUUAUUUAUGCAUAUUUAUUUCCUUUAUAUGUUUAUAUAAUAUUUGCAAAUGUAUGAUAAUGGUGUACAGAAAAUAAUGGAGAAAAUUCCAUCUUGAGUGCAUUCAUCACCAUUUGUACAGUAUUUUGUUACUUAACAUUACCUGUACUUCCAUCAGAUAAAAGUUCACUCUAAUGUAUGAAAAAUUUAAACAACACACACACACAUGCACACACACACAUACACACACACACACACACACACACACACACACACACACACACACACACACACACACUUGUUUUAAAGAUCACCAUAAAUUAUCCAUUGAAAAACAUUUUGGUAGCUAAACUGUCAUAAUGUUAUUUUAAUGAUGUUUAUGCCUUGGUAAUUUUUAUUGUGUUACUUUAAUAGAUUUAAAUAACUUUAUAUCAUAAAAGUAAAACAGAUACUGUGUAAAUUUUUAGAAGUAAUAUUUAAUAUAACUAAAACACUACCUUUAAUGGGGUGUACACUAAUGUAACCUUUAUUAGAGACCAACCUAGGAAAAACUAAGUGAUUCUCUAGUGCAGUGGUAGUGCUGCCUCACUAGUAAAGGUCACAUACUUUGCAAUAAUUGACUACAGUCCAGGUACAGUGUGAGGUGGGCAUGCUGAUGGUAGAACAACCCUUUAGUCAACUAGCAUCCUUUCAAAGGGUGAGAGGGGGGGGGCGAGUUAAGGAUCAGGGUCAGCCACUUUGCAUAACAGCUGAAAAUGGCUUCAAUGUAUGAAAAAGUAUACAUUAUUCCAAAUUGUUAUAAAUAUUUUACACGGGGCUGGGCUUGAUCUUCGCUGACUAAUUAAAGGUAUCACUGUACCAUAUCCAGUGUACCUCACAGGUUUUUUUUUUUUUUUUUUUUACAAGUGCAAAACAGAAGCCCUUCUUUUCUGUGUUUGGAUUACUUUAAUGUUUCUCAGAGAAUUUGCUCCAAAGAGGAUUACUUAAAGUUAGUUCCAAUAGAAGAUAUUAGCUUAACUUAGUCACAAGAGGGAAUUACCUUAAUUAACCCCAAUAGUGUAUUACCUUAAUUAACUCUUAAUAGUGUAUUGCCUCAACAUACUUUAGCUGCAACAAAUAUUUACAGUACCUUAACUUAGCUCGAAGAGUGGCUGUGUGACAAGUCGUUAAAAACGUACUGUAUGGUAUAGCCCUUGAGGAUUUGAAUUUUAAUGUUAAUUACAUUGAGAUUUUCUUUUGGAGAUUUGAUUAUACAUUUUGUUUUUUGUUUUUAGAUACAGGGACUUCCUGAUCAUGUUUGAGCUAAAACGGUAGCAAAAUCAGUUUCCACUGUCAAGAGACAGGACUUUGUGAUGUCAUCAGGAAUAUGUAUGUAUUUUUUCUUCUGUACAUGUUUUAUUUUGAUCUUAUUCCUUAAUAUUUUCAAAAUGAAAAUACUUUUUGAUCAUGCAAAUUAUAUUUCACUUGAGGAUUAGUGUUACGUAUGGAUUGGUUUUAUGUAUGUACUGACAAUUAUUUUCUUUUAUGAUAUUUAAAGGAAGCCAUUUUGGACAGUUGUUACUUUAAUAUAGAUAAUGGAAAUACAAAUUUUGGAGCACCAUAGGUCAGUUAGUAGCACUUGGACUCCCAGCCCACAAGAAACAGAUUCAUUCUUCUUAUGACCAGGCAGGGUUGAUGAGGCAUUAUUUAUUGUACAGGUAGUGUGCACUCGAGCUGGCCACUCACCACGUCAGAUUCCCAGGCUAUCCUAACCUUCUUUACUUGAAGGUCACCAGCCUGUAAAUUGUGGAAAACACUAUAAAGUAUAUUUUUAGAACUAAAAAUUUAUGGUUAAUGAAUAUAUUAGCUCAUACUGCUCUGAAUUGCACAUCAGCUAAGCACCUUAGUCUCCCAUUGUUCUGUUCUGAAGGAAUGAGAUAAUGACAGGUGAGGACAUACCUUAGCAUGAAGUGAAUGGUUUUCAAGGGAUCAAGAGUAGAUAGAAGUGUCUCAUAAGAUCUUAAAAAGAGAGAAUGAGGGUGAUGAGGAAUGAUAAACUUGUAGCAUACAUGCAGGCAUGUAUACACUGUGCACUUUCAAGUCAUAUGUAAAUAAGUCAGUGUAAGUGAAAUAUGAGAAACCUUAUUGAGGAGCGUUUUGUUGAAGCUCUCGAGAAGUAAGUAUAUACCGUACCAUAUUUUGUUGCUUUGGGGCAAAAUUGUUGUAACUCCUUGAAAUUUGUUGAUAUAUAUGGCAAAUUAACCUAAUUUGUUGGUAUUUCACCAAUUUCCUGCGUCAGAUCUUUUAUUAAUGUGAGGAUGACUUACUUUAUCUGUGCACAUUUUAUUCAGAAUGUGGAAUUACAACAUUUAGGCACUAAGGCAUUGAUUUGCUGUAGGUUUUAUAAAUGGAAUGCAAAAGUUUGAGUAUUAUUUUUAAGGUAACUUUUGCAGUUUUAAUAAUACAAAUCAGUAUCUUAUGUAUGCAACUAAUGUGAAUAUAACUUAUAUAGUCAUUUUUAUGCAUAUAUACACAUUCAAAUACUGUACAGUACAGUACAUUCUUUUACUCUUCAGAGUUAUGUAUUGUUCCACUAAUCAAAUCCAAAAGUUUUCACCAUAUCAAUUUACUGCACUUUUGGAUUUAUUUUAGAGUAAUAAUCUGUGGAUGAGUUAUUGAAAAGUGACCUUUAUCUUACCAUUUCCAGAUAUAUGCCAGAUCUCAUAAGGUUUAUUUAAACUCAGCUAACAGUCAUGGUACUCUGUUAAACAUGGUUUUCAUUCAAAUGGUGUUGGUUGUUGAAACUGAUUCAGUUUUACAAGUUAUAUUAAAAUACAUCGAAAAGACACUAGGUAUGCAUGGAGGAGUCCUACACCAUUGCAUCCAUAGUGAUGGUUGUGAACUUUUCUUCAAAAGCACAAUAACUUUAGGUAAAAAUAAUCUUAGUGCAAUCUCAACCCUCUUGUGGUUCAUACAAAAGUGAUGUAUGUGAUCAUCAUAGAAGAAACAAAUCUCAUCUAUGUAAUUUUGAUCUUUUCACUUCUUCAUAUGAUCCAUAUUUCUUAUUUACUAAUGCUAAAAUACAAAGUCUAAAUUAUAUAUCCAUUCAUUUUACUUAUCUGAAUUAUUAUUUUAUUAUUAUUAUUAUUAUUAUUAUUAUUAUUAUUAUUAUUAUUAUUAUUAUUAUUAUUAUUAUUACAUUUUUGGCCUCGAUGUGGGUUAGUGACCUGUGCCCGGGUGGGCUAGUCCCCAUAAAAAAAAAGAAUAGAAAAGAGAUACCCAUAGUAAGUACAUUGUAGUUUUAUGGGCUCUGUCUUGCACAAAAUUGCAAUAUUGGAGGUGGUGGACUCGUCUCUUUGUUAUGACUAGGCACUUCAUAGUGUGAGCUGACAGCAGCUAUUUUGUGUCUGUAAUGCAAAAUAUAUUGUGCUGCAAUGUAGUGAUACUUUACAGUGUGAUAUUGUUUCCAAUAAAACUUUUUCUUCUAAGAUGAAAUACUAUGCCAUAUUCUUCCUGGUAGUAAGAGAAGAAUGCUUUGUGGAUUUGUAUUGAUAUAUAUUAACCUGUGUUUCAUACUUAAAUAAGGGCAGCAUAUUUAGUGUCUUGACGACUCUCUUCAUCUUGGCUCCUUAUCGUGCCAGAUGCCCUACUGUAUUGCUCAACACCUUACCAAUAAUUUCUGGUUGCUUCUUUAGCAUAGAAUAACUAAAACAAAGGUCUCAUCCUUGCACUGUAGGAUGCGACGCCCAUAAACAUCUCAAACCAGAAAAAGACUUAAUUGGUGUGGGUAAAUUCAACACUUACACGAAAAAUAAAUAUGAACAUAGAAACUACUUAAAAGAAUGGGAUGGAAAUUUGUGUGUGUUGAGUUGAAGAUUGUGCAGUGAGGGUAGAUUCACUAUUUGGUAUUAGUAAUUGGUACUGGUAAUUGUUUUUAAGUAACUGCUCAGGAAUAAGCAGGUUUGUGGUUAUGGUAAUGUCAUCAUUCAGUGCCAGGAAUCCCCCAGAAAGAAAUUCAUUAUCCUAACUACCUUGUAGUAGACAAAUAUUAAAUUUUUUCAUGACAUAGCAAGUUAUAAAUUGUUUUUAAGAAAAUUUCCUGACAGGCUUUCUGUUGAUAAAGUUGUUUUCUUACUACAGUAUAUAAAUGUAAGAGACAGGGUAUUGGAAGUCGAUAUAUUUAUUUUUUAUUUUUUUUUAUUUUUUUUUAUCGCCUUUAUGCAUUACAGUAUCUAGGUUAAAACUACUGUAGUUGUUAAUUUUUUCCCAAAGAGUGACCAGAGCAGCUCAGCAUAUCAAUAAUGCACCAAAGCCUCUCAAAUACUUGGUCCAACAAAUAUAUGGUAUUUUCAGAACACAUUUAACUUCACUAUUUUGCUCUGAAAAUUUGAGUCACUGAAGCACAAUAAUUUAUGCCAAGACUUCCGAGACACUCUUAUGGUUGUAAUUUUUAUAUACCUGUACUUUAAUUUCUAUGAAGAUCUGUAUACUGUAUUUACUAGCUGGUAAUUUUAAUUUCUAUAGUGUGCAUAACAUAGGAGACUUUUAACAUAAGCUAUAUCAGAUGCAUGAAAACUGUUAGAGUAGAGAGCAUAGUUGUCCAUAGUGAUAUGGGUUGGGUGAUGUCCCUCUGCAGUACCUUAGGUAAGAGAAUGUCGGGCAUGAAAACAACUACCGCCAACCCUUGAACUUGUAAAAAUAAUAAGCUAUAUUUAAAAGUUAUAAAACCUAACAUAACUUCAACCUAGGUUAGGUCAGGUUUUAUUACUUGUAAAUGAGUCUUGUUAUUUUUGUAAUGGACUUUGGUGGCAGUGCCUUUCAUACCUGAUGUAGCCGAACAGUUAUUACUAUAAGUAAGGAUCCUGGCUACUACACAUGUAUUUAUCCAGAUAAAUUAUCCAAAUACUCAUAUGCAUAUUCUAUUUUUAUUAAUAUACAUAAGUAUUGAUAGAAAGUAAUGUAAUACUGUAUUUCACUUUGGUCAUUGCUCACUACUGUACACUGCUGAGGCCACCAUCAGUCAGUUCACUCGCUUUUUCUUUUUUAACACAGUAGUUACUUGUUGAUGUUGAUGUAACAUAGUUGUGCUUUAAGAAUGAUUAAAUAUGCAGUCAUAGUGCAGGUAGAUAGUUUUAGGGAAAGCAAAUAUAUAGUAUACCAAAUACAUAUUGUAUUUAUGAAAAGUGUAAAUGUUUUGGGAUUUUAUUUUAGAUUUUAACCUGCUGAAAAUUUUCAUACAUGUGAAUGUCUUUUAUAAUUUUGUAAUGUUUUUCUAAUAUGGAAUUUAACAUUCUCUUGAUCUUGUAAAUCCAGUGUUGCUGUUUUUUUCCUGUUCAUGAAAAUGUUACCAGUCUAUAUGAAAAGUUUGGUUGUGUGAGGGAACAGGAGUAAACCAGAUAAAUACUUGGGUGUUGUGGAAGGGGAGUACCACAUCAGUAAGAAUGACUAAUUGACUGUGAGUGAAGGGAUAUUGUGUGUGCGUGUAUGUGUGUGUGUGAUCUAUGCUCCAGCCUCCUGAAUCAUACUGAGAACAGACAUGAAAGACUGGGAAAGAUAAAGGGAAAACUGUUUGAUUUAAUUUUGAGGUUUAAAUUGCUUGACACUGUUAAUAAAUCAGAUUUUAAGCUUUUUGAAGUCUUUAUAGCAAAGACUGCAAGGAAGUUGAGCAUUUAGACUAAGUAAAAUAUUUUUCAUUUAAACAGUACUUAAGUAAUUUAUGAAUAAUCAUACACUAUAUCAGACAAACAUUCCCUCACUGCUUUUUUUUUUUUGCAACUAUUGUUCCAAUAAUAUGAACAAAUGUAAAGGAUUUGCAAACUUAAACUGCAUGAAGAAUUGAUGCCUAUAUAAUAAAAUAAUUACUAAGUCUGUACAGUACAGUAAAACUAACUGUUAAAUUGUACAGGUUGAAGGUAUGAGAAAAGACUAUGUAAGGAGAGGAGUAAAAAAAUAAUAAUAAAUGAAUAGAACUGGACCAGAUCUUUGGCAUUGUUUUGGCUGAAACAUUAGAUUUUUUUUUAAUGUUACCAGGAUUGUCUAACUGAUAGUAUAAAAAAAAAGGUUUAUUAUUAUGGUUAGUUGUAGGAACAUAUACAAGUACUUUGAUUCAGCAGUUGCAGAAGCAUUCACACUGUUGAAUGAAUGAGAAAAUUGUCAUGUGUUACUUUGGGCUACAAGGUUCCCACAUGUUUGUCACUUUUAUCUUACACUAAGUAGAUGGACACACAUUUUCAUUUAGUUGUUGGACAGUCUUGUAAAUUUACUUCUGUAAAUACUGUAUACAGCAGUUUUUAUUCAUCUUCAUCCUUAUAAAUAUAUGAUGUUGCAUAGGUGUAUGAAUGCAUGUAUGUACAGCCAGAAGCAGUAAUUGCUACCACCCCCUAGUGGCUCAGGCCACAGUCAGUGAAGGCCAGUAUUGAUACACUGCUACAAUGCCAGCCACGGUAGUUCUAAAACCACCCAGAAAUGUUUAGACGGGAGGGGGGGAAGGGAAAAGAGUUUUGUCCGAUCACCAGUCUUUUACUUGCCAUGGCUCUGGCUACUAGGGGGUGGUAGCAAUUAAAGUUCCUGACUACAGUAUAUGCAGAGGGGUGUUAAGAUUAAAUAGGAGUUAAAUGUACAUACUCAAGGUGUUUAACCUUAAUUUUCAUUUUAAAUCUUAAAUGCAGAGCAUUUGUAAUAUUUAUAAGUCUCAGGAAGGUAAAGGAUGAGCAAUAUGAAAACUUACAGUUGACUCUGGGGAUCCCAUAUGACAACCAUGAUUCUGAUUUGUUCAGAUGUAGAACAUUAAUGAAACAGUAAAAUUACAGGUACCGUAUUAAUAAUUCAGUGUUUUAAUUUUAAAGUGGCUCUUAACCAAAGUGACCAAUUCAGCUUAGUUAAAUUGUUCAGAGAACCAAAUUUUAACUCCUUGGAAAAAAUAUAAUGCUGUAAUAUUAGUUAAUCUGAAAACUCAGCUGUAUUCAACACUUCAGUUUAUUGUGUUUGUUAUAAUUAUUUACAGCAUAGGAGCCGAGGACCUGUUGAUCCCCAGCCUCUUCAAAUCCUUUAUGGUCUUUUAUCCAGAUUAUUUUAUUAGAAGUAUAAGUCUUAAAGUCACCAUAACAAUGACCUACUGGAGAUGUUGGUCCCCAAGCUAAAUAAUAGAUGUAGGUACAGCACUUGGCAACAAUGCUCAAUAAAAACAGCAGUGAGAAAUUAGAGUACUGUAACUGAUAACAAACAAUAUUUAAGAGAGCCUGGAGGUGUUACAAGAACCUUGGUACAGUAAAUAGAAACAAAGGAAUGUACACAGGAAUAUGAAAGACUAAGGUGGUACUGGCAUGAAUAAUGAGUGAAAUGACAGGUUAGUGAUGAAAAUUGUGAUAUUGGGUACUGUACCUAUGGUUAGACCAGAUGACAUGGCGAGUCACUGGAUAUGUCUGUGUGGGUGUUUCAUGUGAUAUUUCAAAGUAAAUUUCUGAGAUUGUUUUAUAGGAGACGUGUUUGUAAGAGUUGGUGCAGGUGCUAGUCUUACCUAAUGAGUGAGCAGCUUAGAAAAUGGAUUGAUAUUAAUUGUUUUAGUGAAGGUGGCACUUUUCAUACUCACAUAAGUGUGGUUACAUCUGAAGGUUUGUUGGGCUUUUUGCACUCAAUCAAUCCCAUUUUGUGUAUAUAUAUAUAUAUAUAUAUAUAUAUAUAUAUAUAUAUAUAUAUAUAUAUAUAUAUAUAUAUAUAUAUAUAUAUAUAUAUAUAUAUAUAUAUAUAUAUAUAUAUAUAUAUACAUACACACACACCCCUGUAUAUACUCAAGUAAUAAAAUACAAAAGAGUAAUACCAUACAUGUAUAUAGUCUUUAUAUAUUUCUGCCACUACUGUUCCUUCCAUUUACUAUAAUUUGUUGAUUUUUUUUCUUACUUGAUUUGCAUCUUCAUUCACAACAAUAAUAUGGUUAGAGAUAAGUUAUUGGCGUCUUUUAAGCAUCAACAGUGGGAAAAUAUUUAGGUAUAGCACUCGCCUUCACCCGGGUUGUAGGUGUCCCAAUAGCUUUGUUUUUAGUUUUACCGAGCACAUAUUUAAAAAAAAAUAAGGAUCAAGCAAUUUGCACAGUAAACCUUGUACUAGCUUUACCAGGCUUAUACCUUAUAACAUCAAGCAGGCAUAUCAAUGAAUUAUAUAGAAUAUGAAGUUCUUGUAAUGAGUAGAUUUUCCACUUUUUAUAUCAGGAGCUUGAAUGUUUUGUUUUUUAAUGUAAAAAUUGUACUGUAUAUCAUAAGACUUAAAUGAUGUAAACAAGUCUCAACAACAAUCACUAGGUGCUGCCUAGUGUGUAUGUAACUCAAUGCACUACCUCUCAACCCACUGUAUAGUUAUGCUGCAUGAUGUUUUUGUGUUAACACAUUGGUGUUUGUCAAAGGAAUAAUCACACAACUGUUGAAUUUGGAUUUACAUUAGGUAUAAACAGAUAGAUGGCUUAUGGAAGUUCUUUUUCUAACAAAUGUGUGUAAAUAUGAUUUUCUAUUGGACUUUGCAAUGUGUAAUGGCUACAUUUAGCAAUUUUAUACGCUGAAAAAAGUGUAAAUAUAUAUAAAUGAUGUAAAA